AUGUAUCUUCGACUUCCCUUUACCUCGCUUAUCCUCAGCACAUUUACCCGCAGCUCUCUCUCCCAAACUCCACCCUCCGAUCCCGAAUCGCACGCUUCUCAUAUCCUGCAAGAAUGUCUUCAGGCGCGCUCCGUUCCCUAUUCGAAUGCUACUUCUCUGAACUGGGCCAGUUUGACUACUCCUUUCAAUUUACGUCUGCAGUAUACACCUACGGCGGUAACGUUACCGAAGACGCAGGAACAAGUGGGCAAUAGUGUCAUUUGUGCGGCGAAGGCGGGGUUGAAGGUUCAGCCGAGGGGUGGAGGUCAUAGCUAUGCGAGUUUUAGUAUUGGCGGGCAGAAUGGGAGUGUAGUGGUGGAUAUGAGUGGGUUUGAUGAGAUUUUGGUGGAUCAGGAAACGUACAUUGCGAAGAUAGGCGCGGGUCAGAGAUUGGGUAAUGUGGCGUUAGGCAUUCAUGCGCAGGGUGGUAGAGCUUUACCGCAUGGGACGUGUGCUGGUGUUGGGAUAGGCGGACAUGCAACUCAUGGUGGAUAUGGCUACGACUCCCGUCUCUGGGGACUAGCACUCGACACAAUCGUUGGACUCGACGUUGUCCUCGCCAACGGCACAUUUAUUCACACAAGCGAAACCGAGAAUACCGAUCUCUGGUACGCAUUACGAGGCGCCGCCGAUGCUUUUGGCAUCGUUACACAUUUCUAUAUGCAAACACUUGCUGCACCAGCUGAAGUUACAUAUUUCACUGCCAAUCUCUCAUCUACGCUUUCCAGCGCCGAAAAAGUCUCUGCCGCGUUUUUGCAAACGCAAGAUUUUGUUCUCAAGAGCCCUUUACUUACACCGAAUAUAUCAUUUGGAUUUAACGUCAAUAGCGCAGGCGGUCUUGCAAUCACAGGAAUGUGUACUUUUUGCGAUCUUGCCCAUUUCCGAGAUAUCGUUUUCCCGCAACUGGUAUCCGGUUUCGAUAUCGAUUCCCGGAAUAUCACAAAUUUAUCCUGGAUCGAUACACUCGCUACCCUCGCCGCACCUGAUCCGCUGGCACAGCCUCUAUUAAACUACGAUUUACACGACACAUUCUAUGUCAAAUCCCUCGUGACCAAGAACGAAAAGCCUCUCACCCUCAAAGCGGUCUUUGCAUUUUUCUCCUACAUCCUCUCUCAUCAAUCCCCCGAAAUCCCCUACUUCUCCAUCAUCAAUCUCUACGGUGCUCCCGGCUCCGCAAUCGAUAGCGGAGAGCUAUCUUCCUCCAGUCAUGCCGAUAUGGAUGCGCUCUGGGUAUUCCAGAACUACGGAUACACGCCCUCUCAUCUCCCACCGUGGGAUAACCGUAUCACAGAAGUCAUUGAAGGGAUGACCAAUGCGGUUUUGGAUGCGCAACCCAUGGGGAAUUUCUCGGGUUAUGUAAAUUAUGUGGAUCCGAAUUUGUCGGCGGAAGAGGCAGCGGAGUCGUAUUAUGGGAAUGCGACGUAUGAUCGAUUGUUGGGGAUUAAGACGGAGGUGGAUAGUGGGUUUAUUUUUUGGAAUCCGCAAGCGAUUGGGAAUGUGGGCGUUUUGCCUGUGGGAGUUGGAGAAGAGUAA
Molecule: messenger RNA, 1572 nt
Organism: Botrytis byssoidea
Lineage: Eukaryota; Fungi; Ascomycota; Leotiomycetes; Helotiales; Sclerotiniaceae
Exons: 4
Coding region: 1-1572 (523 amino acids)
Molecular function (GO): FAD binding; oxidoreductase activity
Source: RefSeq, a predicted model, not a curated record